Messenger RNA from Vicia villosa (hairy vetch), 1013 nucleotides. Its product is annotated as PRA1 family protein E. NCBI's taxonomy places the organism in Eukaryota, Viridiplantae, Streptophyta, Magnoliopsida, Fabales, Fabaceae. The coding region runs from base 133 to 708 and encodes 191 amino acids. Gene Ontology annotation, cellular component: Golgi apparatus; endoplasmic reticulum. The record is from RefSeq and is a predicted model, not a curated record. Gene Ontology annotation, biological process: vesicle-mediated transport. The transcript has a single exon.
GGCAAAGCCAAAAUAAAAAACCCUUCGGAAAGAAUGAGAGAGAGAAUCCCCUUUCUAUCCCGAUUCCCGAAUCUCAAUCAAUCCCCAUACCCUAAAUCAAACAUGCACACUUUCCAGAUCUAACCCUCCCCAAUGCCGACCACAACCACCGCCACCUACGGCGCCAUCGGAUCCCCUUCCACCGCCACAUACCAACCCCCACAAACCUCCAAUCUAACCCCAACUCCCCGCUCAUGGCGCGACUUUCUCGACAUCUCCGCCCUCUCCCGUCCCCUCUCCUACGACGACGCAAUGCUCCGUCUCCGCCAAAAUCUCACCUACUUCCAGUUCAACUACGCCUCCGUAAUGCUACUAAUCGUCUUCCUCAGCCUCCUCUGGCACCCAGUAUCCAUGAUUGUUUUCUUGAUCAUCCUCGUCGCGUGGUUCUUUCUUUACUUCUCACGUAAUGGUCCCCUUGUUGUCUUCAACCAAACGUUGGAUGAUCGGAUUGUGCUUUGCGUUUUGGGUCUCGUUUCUGUGAUUGGGCUUGUGUUGACUCACGUUGGGCUCAAUGUGCUGUUGUCGUUGAUAGUUGGUGUUGUUGUUGCGGGUUUGCAUGCGUCUUUUCGGGUUAUCGAGGAUUUGUAUGUUGAUGAGGAAAGUAGCUUGCUUUCUGUUGUUGGAGGAACUCAACCCCCUCCUACAAGAACGAAUUACACACGGAUUUAAUGAAGAGAGUGUUUUCAGUUUCACGGUUAGUUUCAGUUUCUCUGCUUUGAAAGCUUUGAAGGAUUGCAUUGUCUAGUUAAUGGUUCUGUUAAGAAGGGAAUGUUGAGUUCGAAACUGAGUUGGUCAUUGCAAUGAUGAAUUGAUUAAGUGUGUUGAUUUGUUUUUGGUAGUCAGUGACUCUUUUGUAUUGAAAAAAUUUGAGCUGUUGAUGUCACUUAGUUUAUCCUGUUCGGAUGAGAUUGUAACAAUCUUCGUGUGUAUCAAAAGAAUUGAUCGAAUUGAAAUGGAAUUAGGUUUGUUUUUUU